GAGCUGGAUUUGGGGCUGAGCCCGUGCAAAGUGUUGCCUCGUAUUUUUUUGAUUGGAGCUGUUCUCCAGCGUGGUUCUGAACGGGGUAGGGCAGGCAGCCAGUAUUUGGAUCACAGAAGCCCCAUCCAGUUGUAGAGCUGGAUGGGGCCACGAGGGUCAUCCAGUCCAACCCCCUGCAAGGCAGAAAUCUUGUGCCCAACGUGGGACUCGAACCCACAGCCCUGAGACUAAGAAUGUCAUGCUUUACUGACAGAACUAUUUGGGGGAGACUAGUAAGGGGAAGGGGACUGUAAUCCAGGAGAUGGGCUCCUUCUGGAGAAAGGAGGUGUUGGAGUUUGAUAGCAGCAUGGCCAAUGUUUUAGUUUAGAGGAAGAGGGUAGAUCCAGAGUUGUGGCGUGGGGUCUGCUGGAAGAAGGUCUUGCUUGUGUGAAGAAGGUGGCCGUUGGUAUGGUUUGGCCAGAAGCUGAGGUUGGGGGUCAGUGUUGCUCUGGGAUGGGGGUGGGGAACCUGUGGCAGCUCUAGAUGUUGUGGGACCAUCAGUCCUGCCUGCUGAGACUCAUGGGAGUUGGAUUCCAGCAGCCUUUGGAAGGCUACAGAUUCCCCUUCCCUGCUCCUUGGGAAAGUAUUUAAGGUGACAUGGAUUUUGGGUGUGAGAAGUACCAACUCUAAACACUUCCUUCCUCUUAACAUUGUAGGCUUCAGGAUUGUACCACACCAUGCAAGUAGCUGAGGAUGCCUGCACCAAUUUUGAGGAUGAGCUGCUCUUCUGUGAAGACUGCCGCCUUUACUUCCGGGACUCCUGCCCGCAGCACGGACCCCCUACCUUUGUGGCUGAUAGACCUGUUCCAGAAAGGGCUCAGUCACGGUCCCUGCUCUCCUUGCCGGAGGGACUGCUGAUCAAGGAGCGUUCCCAGGGGGGCCUCGGAGUUUGGAGCGCCCUCCCAGCCCUGCCUCGUGGCUGCAUCUUUGGCCCCUACGAAGGGGAAGUUGUACGGGAACAUGGCGACUGCACCUGGUAUUCCUGGGCGGUGCGGGACAACGGCUCCUACUUCUUUGUCGACGCCUCAGAUGAUUCCAGAUCCAACUGGAUGAGAUAUGUGGCGUGUGCCUCUACUGAGGAGGAGCAAAACCUGACUGUUUUCCAGUACCGGGGCUACAUCUACUACCGGGUCUGCCAGACCAUACCUGACGACACAGAGCUGCUGGUGUGGAUAGGGGAGGAGUACGCACGCACGCUGGGAUUACGCUUAGGCGAGCAUUUUAAGUACGAAUUUGGCGAGAAGGAGCUGCUGAUGAAACUCUUCCAGGAGCUGCACCUCAAGACCCCGCCUCCACCUCCCGCCCCCCAUGCCCCUUCCUCCCGCACCCAGUACCUGUGCGGAGACGCCGGCGCCUCUCCCCUCCUGCCCCUCCACAAGCCGGGUCUCCCCCCGGGAGGGAGCCCUUUCCCGCUGCUGGAAGGGACGCAGAACCUGGUGGGGCUUGGGAGGGCACAGAGCCGCUACUGGACUUUCUUUGGGUUCCAGGGGGACGCCUACGGCCGCAUCCUGGACAAGAGCAAGAUCAUCUGCAAGCUGUGCGGGGUCCGCCUCAGCUACAGCGGCAACACCACCAACCUACGCCAGCACCUCAUCUACAAGCACCGCUGCGAGUACAACCAGCUGGUUGGGACCCAGACGGCAGCUCUGGACAAAGGGGUCCUGGGGACGGCGGGUGACUUCGGAGCCCCCCGGCCUCCCGCCCCGGGCAGGACCACGCGGGCGGUGGCCGACUUCAUCGUGCUCGACCUGAUGCCCGUGGAGGUGGUGGAAGGAGAAGGGUUUGGGCAGAUGCUGGGGGUCCUGGACCCCAACUACAAGCCCCCAGAUGCCGCCUCCUUGGCCCACACGGUGCUGAGGGACAUGCACACCCACGUGAAGGGGAAAAUCUGGGAGCUGGUGCGGACCUUGCCCCAGUGCUCACUCAGCCUGGACAUCUGGCGCCACAGCAACACCCUCACCUACCUCACUCUCACCGUGCAUUACGUGGACGACUGCUUUGAAGCCCGCGCGAGGGUGCUCUCGAGCCGCCCCAUCCCCGAAGACCCCAGCGCCGACAGCCUGGCAGAGGCCCUCAGCGAGGCGGCCAAGGAGUGGGGGGUCCGCGAGAGCACCUCGUACACCGUCGGGGGACUUGGGCUCGUUACCCAGCAGGCCGCGGCGGCGCUCGGUUGGACCGCCCUGCCUUGCAUCGGGCAGGCCUUGCGAGCCGCCAUGGAGGCUGUGCUGAGCCAGCCGGCAGCCCAGGGUGCCUUCGAGCGGCUGCGGCGCCUGGCGUCCUGGGCGCUGGCCGGGGCAGGCCGCGGCGAGAAGCUGUGGGCCCAGGAGCCCCUCCUGCAAGCGCACCUCGGCCGCUUCCUGCGGGACGGGGGCAAGUGGCACAGCGCCUAUGCCGUCCUGCAAGGCCUGCUGGAGCACAGCGACCCUCUGGCGGGGCUCGGCCCCGACGGGGAGGCGACGCUGCGCCCCCAGGACUGGGCUGCCCUUCGGGACGCGGCCAAGGUCCUCAAGCCCAUGGCCAUUGCUACCUCAACGUUCACCAAAGACCCCUUUUCCAGCCUGUCCCUCGUCAAGCCUGUGCUCACCAGCCUUCUCUAUAAACACCUGGUGGGCAGCGAGUGGGACUCCGCCCUGACGCUGGAAGCCAAGGCCGCAGCCCAGAAGGAACUGAACCAGCACUUCUCCAGCCCGGACGUCAACCAGGCCCUCAACCUGGCCUGCGCCCUGGACCCGCGCUUCCGCGGCCUCGACUUCCUGAGCCACUCGGACCGCGUGGAAACCCUCCAGUCACUCAAGGCGGAAGCGUCGCGGCUGGCGGAGUUGCCGGCAGCGCAGGCCGCCGGGCCGCCGGGCAUGGCCUUGCCCCCGUCGCCACCUGCCAAGGUGCCGAAGCAGGACGCAGGCAUCGAGUUCUUGCUGGGCGACCUGUGCAGCAUGCGCGCCGUCUCGUGCGCCAGCUCGGCACAUCAGCAGGUGGAGCAGGAGGCCAGCAGCUUCCAGUCCAGCAAGGCCUCCGCCCUCGGCCAGGACCCUCUGCAGUGGUGGAAGACGCACCACACGCAGUACCCACUGCUGGCUCGGGCGGCCCGCAAGCUGCUUGGCGUGCCUGCCACCUCGGUGCCCGCGGGCUGGUUGUUCAGCAGCGCCGGCGACGCCAUGCACACCAAGCGGCAGGCCCUGACGCCAGAGCACGUCGAUAUGCUGGUGUUCCUCCACGGCAACCGAGCCAUGCUCUAUUAGGACACGGCAAAAGGGAGUGGGUGGCUUGGGUGGGCAGGGCACCCUUCUUCGCCUGUCCCCCCCCCCAUGGCACGAGAAUGGCAAAAAUCCUUCCGGAGAACCCUCUUCUCUUCCUUCCUUCUUUCCUCCCUUCUGUCUUUCCCUGUGGGACAGGCUUAAUGCUCUGCGUGGUUUUGAGAGAGAAGAGGCUGAAGAGGAGCAGAACAAACCAUUUGGGCACUUUUUUGGAGGGGGGGUGCCUGUCCAUCAGCCAGAAACAACCUGGAGUGCAAAAAAUAAUAGUUAUGGCCGUAGUAGUCAUUUUGGAGAACAGGAAUGGUCCAUUUUAAGGUUGAGGGGGAGAGGAGGCUGCGGACAGAAGUGGUCCAUCAAAGGGGUGGGAGGCCUGAUGUGAAGGAAUAUUCCACCUCUUGCACAGCUCGCUUGCAUUGCAGCCCCGUUUUUUCUCUCUCCUGCCUGGUAGAAGAUGCGCAGCAGCAAAGGACAGGGAUGUUCCAUGAAAGGAAAGGAGAGGGAGCAUCUGAGGACAGGAAUAGCCCACAAACAAAG
Zootoca vivipara (common lizard) is the source of this 3827-nucleotide messenger RNA. Its product is annotated as E3 SUMO-protein ligase ZBED1. Gene Ontology annotation, biological process: regulation of transcription by RNA polymerase II. The record is from RefSeq and is a predicted model, not a curated record. NCBI's taxonomy places the organism in Eukaryota, Metazoa, Chordata, Lepidosauria, Squamata, Lacertidae. Gene Ontology annotation, molecular function: DNA binding; protein dimerization activity. Gene Ontology annotation, cellular component: nucleus.